CUGGGGUCCAUGUCUAUUCCAAUGAAUGGGAGUCAAGUGUUGUUUGCAAGGACUGGACCUUUCCAACAACAUGAUCAAAGGCCAAGUGCCGCACUGGUUAUGGAGGCUACCAUUCUUACUGCAAGUAAAUAUCUCUCACAACUCUCUCAGCAGUUUCCAAGCAUCAUCAUCCCAGCAAAUUCUUCUCGAAUCAACUCUCCGCGCAAUAGAUUUACGUUCCAAUGAUUUCCAAGGACCACUCUUUAUCCCUCCUUCCCAUUCCAUUCAGUAUUUGGGGGGGUCCAACAACAAUUUCACCGGAGGGAUACCCCAAUCUAUAUGCGCUCUGAUGGCUCUAGAGUUACUCGAUUUGUCACACAACAACUUGAACGGCUCCGUUCCAGGGUGUUUGGGGAAUCACAAUGGAUCUCUCACUGUUUUGAAUCUUCGUCAUAACCAACUCAGCGGAACUCUUCCAGAUAUGUUUGUGGAUGCCAACAAAUUAAGAUCAAUUGAUCUUAGUGGCAACCGAUUGGAGGGAAAACUUCCUAAAUCUUUGGUGAGUUGCAGCAGUCUGGAGGUUUUGAAUGUGGCAAGCAACCGAAUCAAAGACACGUUCCCGUUUUGGUUGGCAUCAUUGCAAGAUCUACAGGUUCUUUCCCUCCGCUCAAACGAAUUUCAUGGUGAAGUAUACCUUCCCGAGUUUCCUUUUGGAUUUUCGAAGCUGCGAGUUAUCGAUAUUUCAAACAAUCACUUCAAUGGAACUCUACCAUCAGACUAUUUUGCUGGUUGGGCCGUAAUUUCUUCAAUGGGGUCAAGGGAUGUUCCUCUGGGUUCGAUGGGUAUUGUACUUAACUCGGGCUACUACUACUCCGAGUCCAUAGUUUUGACAAAUAAAGGGAUAGAGUUGGAGUACGAACGGAUCCUAACAACCUUCACGGCCAUCGAUUUUUCAAGAAAUGCAUUCAGAGGAGAAAUCCCUGAAUCCAUUGGUUUGCUGAAAGGACUUUACGCGUUCAACUUGUCAAGCAAUGCUUUUGCGGGUCAUAUCCCGACAUCGCUGGCAAACAUGACAGAGCUCGAGUCGCUGGACUUGUCCCUCAACAAUCUUUCCGGCAGAAUACCUUCAAAACUCGGGAGCCUCACGUUUCUAGCACGCAUGAACUUCUCCUACAACCAGCUCACAGGUCCGAUUCCAAAAGGCACACAGUUUGGUACCCAAAACAGUUCGUCUUUCGAACACAAUCUCGGACUAUGCGGCCCUCCUCUCGACCACAGUUGCGGAGAAGUCAAGACACCAGCAAGCGACGUGUCAGAACCGGAGGAUGAUGAAGAGAAAGAGGAAGAAAAGUUGAGUUGGAUCGCCGUUGCACUCGGCUUUGCACCAGGCCUUCUAUUCGGAGUGGCUCUUGGCCAUAUCGGGUUUUCGUAUAAGCGCGAAUGGUUGAUGAAGAUUUUCGGCCUAACUCGUUAACCCAUUUCAUGUCACUGCCAAGCCUUCUUCUCCAAGAGCCUCUUGGAUAAAACAUUAUAAAAGACGCGAUUGACAUGCAAAGUUGGACGAAUGUCAUCUUCAAGAAGUGUAGCUGAAUGCCCUUUUGUUAGUGAAUUGUUACACUCUUUUCCAAUACUAGCCAAUUUCAGGUUCCAGUGGCCAUAAACUAACUAAGAUUUAAACUGUAACAGCACGUGAAUGGCUUUUAAAUCUAUAAAAUAUUAGUUUUCGGAAAAUUAAAAAUAUGUGA
This is a messenger RNA of Tarenaya hassleriana, 1724 nucleotides long. Its product is annotated as receptor-like protein 12. NCBI's taxonomy places the organism in Eukaryota, Viridiplantae, Streptophyta, Magnoliopsida, Brassicales, Cleomaceae. The transcript is spliced from 2 exons. The record is from RefSeq and is a predicted model, not a curated record. Bases 26 to 1453 code for a protein of 475 amino acids. Gene Ontology annotation, molecular function: protein binding.